AUGCCGCUGAAUCCAAAAAACGGUAAUCGGAAAGGAACGUCGGAAACUGAGAAGAAUCGCCGGGGAAAGUUACCGGAGAAAGCCAUGUCGUUUCACGGCAGAGCUACGAUGCCUCUAUCGAAUCCAAAUGAGCUUCGAAGACCGAAGACGUUACCGGAAUUGUUCUCCAACGGUCAUCAAACCUUCGUCGGACCGGUGGCUUCUAUCCCGCGUCUGACGAAACUGCUUCUCAACGUGACGGUUCAAGGGAGUCUAGGCGCUGUUCAGAUUAUAAUCUCACCGGAAUCCACCGUGAACGAUUUAAUCGACGCCGCGAUUCGUCUGUAUGUGAAAGAAGCUCGACGACCGUUCUUACCGGAAUCUGAUCCGUCGCGAUUCGAUCUUCACUACUCGCAGUUUAGCCUCGAAAGUAUUGGAAGAGAUCAGAAGCUAAUUUCGCUUGGAUCGAGGAACUUUUUCUUAUGUGGUCGGAAAGAGAACGGAGGAGGAUUCAACAACGGUGGUGGAUCAUCGGAAUCGUGUUCGAAGGAAGCAGAGAAAGUGGCUAAAACUGGUUUUCACUGGCUCAAAUUCAUCGGUUUCUAA
Messenger RNA from Microthlaspi erraticum, 585 nucleotides. NCBI's taxonomy places the organism in Eukaryota, Viridiplantae, Streptophyta, Magnoliopsida, Brassicales, Brassicaceae. The record is from the annotation of a GenBank genome assembly.